UCUUUUCCCAGAAUGCAACAGCCAACAAAGGAAGAGGGAGAGGAUCGGGCUGUAGCCAAAGUGGCUAGCUAGCACAAAAAGAGGAAGAAAGAAAUGGGAGCUGUCAUGAAAGAUUAAAUAAAUGUUUCACUUAUCAAAUUGGCAAAUACAGAUGAGGAAAAAACAGCCUCGGCUCUUUACGUGCACGAGAUGAUGACAGACUAUGAACAGUGGGUGUUAUUGUAGUAAAGCAGCUCGUGUUCGGGUGAGGGAGCUGUUGCUGGAUUAGCUUAGCAGCUAGCAGCCUAUUAUUAGCACGCUAAUGCUAAAUGCAACCCUCGUCGUCAGAUUUACGGACUCGUUCGACCCAGAUCCAUCUUUCUGAAGUGAGAGAGGGGGAUUCAACUCUGUUUAAAGUGAGUCAGACUUGGAGUCUAUGCGGCUGUCACAUGAAGGAACGACUUGGACCAGAAGACUCAAGAGAUGACGAAGACUUUGGCGUUCACAUGAUUGACGUUCCCAAGUCACAUGGCCGGACUCUGCGGUUAGCAUUCAUCGGUCAGCAGAUAGGACCGUCCCAUGCCCUCACCUGGGGUGUACAAGGAUGAAGAAGAUCAGUCUGAAGACGAUCAGAAAGUCACUGAACAUAAAGGGCAAAGAAGAUGGGGAUUUUGUCAUGCUUCAGCAGCCAUCUUUAGCGGCUGAGUUCACCAAGGAUGACUCUCUCUUUGGAGGCUGUUACACCAAAGGGCUGGUAGGUUGUGAUCUUAAUGGGGAGGAUGAGAAGGGUCAUAAGAACCGAUCGAAGAGCGAGAGUCUUAUGGGCACUCUAAAGAGGAGACUGUCUACCAAACAGAAAGCGAAAGUCAAAGGAGGGUCCGCUGCAGUAGGCUCUGGAGAUGAUGAUGACACUUUCUCUUCCUCGUCGGUCCCGAUAAGCUUUAAUGAAGUCAAAGCCCAGCGGCCCUUAAGAUCCUCAUCCCUCCGAAGCCAUCAUUACAGCCCUUCUCCGUGGCCUUUCCGGCCCGUCAGCUCCGAGGAGGCUUGCAUCAAGAUGGAGGUGAAGGUCAAAGCUAUGGUCCACUCCCCCAACCCCAGUCCCUCCCUCAAUGGCAUCAGAAAAGAGUUCCAUGACAUCCAAUUAGAAGGUCUGUUCCAGGAUCAGAGCGAGUCUCUGAAGGACAUGGAGACUCAAAGUGGCAACUUGCAUUUGAACAUUGAGGAUCACGUGCCUAUUGGACUUACACCUCAGGACUACAUCCAGUACACAAUGCCUUUAGAUGAGGGAAUGUACCCAGAUUCGUCCCAGUCCUUCUGCUUAGAUGGCCCCUCACCAAUGGAAGUGGUUGAUCAGGUUGAAUCUGAUUCGCUGCACGUGGACCAGGGCCCAGAUGACCACGAUCUCAUGCCGCCGGAAAUUCUCAUGGAGCAGGCGGUGAACGGACACCUUCCCGGUACUCCGGCGAUGGUCCUUUCCAAUUCCAGAGCUGACACACCUUUAUUUUCUCCUUCACUAUCACCUCUUUCCACCAACGAUAUUCCAAGGACCCUCUCCAGGUUCAGUGGUGCAGACUCUCAUGUUGUCGAGAGAGUAAGGCAUCACCUGAACUUUGACCCCAAUUCCGCUCCCGGUGUUAGCAGGGUGUACGAUUCUUUUCAAACCAGCGGACCCAUGGUUGUAACAAGCCUUACGGAGGAACUUAAAAAACUGGCCAAGCAGGGUUGGUACUGGGGACCUAUAACGCGAUGGGAGGCAGAGGAGAAGCUCAUCAACCUUCCAGAUGGUUCUUUUUUGGUGAGGGACAGUUCAGACGAUCGCUAUCUCCUCAGCUUGAGCUUUCGGUCACAGGGAAAGACGCUUCACACCAGGAUCGAACACUCGAAUGGCAGAUUUAGCUUUUACGAGCAGCCCGACAUAGAAGGUCACACUUCCAUUGUAGAUCUCAUCGAGCACUCUAUAAAAGACUCAGAAAAUGGCGCGUUCUGUUACUCCAGAUCCCGCCUGCCGGGGUCCGCCACGUACCCAGUUCGGUUGACCAAUCCCGUUUCGCGGUUCAUGCAAGUCCGUUCGCUGCAAUAUCUUUGCCGCUUCGUCAUCCGACAGUACACACGGAUAGAUCUGAUUCAGAAACUGCCUUUACCAAACAAAAUGAAAGAUUAUUUGCAGGAGAAGCACUACUGAACGGACUGUAGUGGGAUAUGGUAGUAAAUUGCACUUUUUGUUGAGUGACGCAUUCUUAAAACAGUUUACAUAUAUGGAGGUCAAGUGAUCAGUUGCAUAAGCUGACUAUCCGAUCUUCCCACAGAAAUGAACAGUAAAUUUGUUGUUGCUCAGAUUCAGUGUUUUACAUUUCGCAAGGCUCUUCAGAGUCACUUGAUAAGUCCAAAAACCAGUCAGGAUUUUUAAUGCCAUGCCUAAUACUCCUAUUCGUAUUGAUUAUAUGAAUAUGUAUUGCAGUAAUAAUGCUAAUACUAUUAUCAAAGCUUGGAUUUGAGGAUUGGAUGUUGCAUUAAUCUGCUUCAUUCAGCAAUCUCUUUUGCUGAAGUGUAAAGGUGCGGUCACAUUGGCGAAGUUUCGCUGGCAAAAAAAGGUUCAUUGUCUAUUGUCAAUAGUGUAGCGAUAUAUGAAGCACAGCUUACGCAGAAGUUACUUUCAAACCAAGAUGAUUUCUUUUAAUCGACGCUGUGAAUCCAUUGCGAAAUCAGUCUGGGGAAAGCUCUCGCCUUCUUACGAAAUUCCCAAUCGUGUGGAUUCCUAGUAAAAUUACUGGAUUUCGCCUGCAAAAAUUUGCCGAACAACGAUAAAUGUGAUCGCACCUUUACAAGGAAUUUGUGUUGUUUCUGGAAACAUGAUGUCAACCACGUUUUUGUCAGGUUUUGAUAGUUUUUCUUCUACAAAUCGGUACUUUUAAUGAAACUUGCGAAUAUGCUGGAUGACAGUUUUUUGGUGGAAUACAGUUAUCAUGUCAAACACGACAAGUAUCAGCAGACAACUUUUGUAAGAGAUUAAGUAUUUAUUUAGCAUUAAUAUUCUACAUUUAUUAGAUGUUAACAGUAAAUCAUUUAUUCGUCCAUUAGACUUCUGCAGAUCUGUGCAACAACAAAUUCAGACAGUCAGGUAUGAGAAGGCCAUAAAGGAAGGACUGUGAAUCGCAUCUAAAUCAAAUGUUAUAGAAGAAUACAUGCAGAAUGCCACGAAUCUGUGAUCCUAUACAAAAAGGGAGCAGGUAAAGAACAAAAGAGGUUUAGUUUUUUUUAUUUAUAUUGUAUAGUGUGGUUCACACAGUAUUCUGUUCUGUCUAAAUCAUUUUUGGCUCAUGUACAUUAAGAUAUCACAAACAUCUUGGUUUUUUGUUUAAACAGCAUUUCAAGUAUUUCAUAUUCAAGUGCUGGAAUGUAGUGCUGGGCGGUAUACCGGUUCAUAUGGUAUACCGGUUUCAAUUUCGAGACCGAUAUGUAUUUUUCAAAAACCGCCAUACCGGUGUGUAGCUGAAACAGCUGCUGUCUCUAUUCACUGGCCAUGAAGCGCUAUGUAGAGCGUAUAGAGAGCGGACUUCUGUUAACUGCACACCCUUUUUACACUAAUAGAAACAACUUUAUAACACAACAAUAAAUAACUCACAAAACGAUUUCUCUUUAAUACUGCAAAUACCAUGUAGAGCUAUAUGAUUUCCGCGAUGCAGAAAACACGGAUGAAAUCACAGAAUCCAGUCACAAAUAGAACUUACUGUAUAAAGCUGAACGUCACAGAAUUUGGCAAUUUUUGAAUGAAUAAAUCAAAAGUCGGGCUGUACAAUGAAUCAGAUAUCGAUACGGACUAGUGUCUGUGAAUAUUAAAGCUAAAAAAGACUGCUAUUGAAAUUUAAAGUUUGUAUGAAUGAACGCCGCAUUUUCGUCUACUACUACUACACAUACUGAAGCACGCGUGACGCUCGCGAUGAUUUCAGUGUCUGCUCUCUCAUGAACUUCAUCUGCAGAGCUGCUCUUAGGGUCACUUUAUGAACGUUUCACCGUUUAAUUUGAUAAAACUAUCGACAUUUGUCGUAUCAUAUACACAGGAAGUCAAAGGUCUUCACGACCCUGUCAAAAUAAAAGUUCGGUAUAACUUGAAAUAAAAGAAAUAUACUAUUGUACACUCGAGUAUACUUUAAUUAAUAGAGAUAAUAAUAAUAAACACCGUUUAUUAAAACAAACUCAAAGGUCUUCAUUGAAAUGGCAGAAAUUGCACAGUAAAAAUGUAGCCUACUUAUUAAUAUUAUUAAUUUAAUUAAAUAAAUUAUUUGAUUACAUUUUAAACUAAAUUGUUAGCUUUAUGAACUGAUUUGAUUAAAAUUAAUUUUUAAUUGUCCUUACAAUGUUUAUAUAAUAUAUUCCCUGUACUCCUGACAGUAAAAUAUGCCAAAAUAAAGGUCCAGUGCCAAAAACUGUGACAUACCGUGAAACCGCCAGAAUCUUAGAAAAAAAAAAAAAAAACCGUGAUAGAGAUUUUUGGUCAAACCGCCCAGCACUACUGGAAUGAUUGCCAUCAGUCGUCGUUGUUGUUGUUGAAGCUCUGGUUAAGAGAGGAAAAUAAUGCCAGGAAUUGUUCGUGACAACCUACCAAACCUAAAAGCACAGUUUUAUAGAGACAUUUCACCUUAAAUGGCUUGUAUACUUGAACCAUAAGCAAACUUUCAAUUAAUCUGCAAAUAUCCCAAAGGAAUUAUGCAUUCAUAAGUUCUUGAUUGAAUAUGGGAGGUUUUUUUUUCCCCUUGCAGAAUGACAGCAGGCUUUCCUCACCCUCUGCCCUCCAUAAUAGCAGCAUGUCAGCCUGUCAAUAUUUCAUAAACUUUGCUUCAAGCCAAAAAUGUUGCAUUCAGACAUUUGAGAAUUCAUACACUGUUGUGCAUUGUUUUUCCCACACCACUUAUCUUCUUUCUUGUCACCUGAAAGGGAAUUUUGUGUUGCUUAUCUUUUCUUUAAUGAGGGCUUCAGAUUUUCAGUCAAUGGAAGCUCAUAUUUUGUGAGAGUUAGUGGUUUAUGUGCAUUACUUAAAUGAUGCUGGGAUAAAUUUGACAUGAAAUGGUUUUGCAUGUACACUGUCCUCAUACAAGUCGGCACCGGUUGGCUUUAGACUACAUUGGGAUAAUCAGCAAAUGGGAGCUUAUAAAUGUCUCUUUAGCUGGCAUAUUGAAUGUGUGUGAAUCAGAGCCAGAACUUUCUAUUUGCGGUUUUCACACCACACAUGGUCUAAGGCUUUUAAGGGCCUUUUUUAAAAAGUGCCAACUGGCGUUCACAGAAACUGGUGAACAAUGCCGCAGAAAGUAUUCGUGAGACACCUUGGGGAGACUUUGAAGGUUAGCUGUCAAAUAAACACAGUUUGCCAUCUUUAAUAUUCAUUAGUGAAAACAUAACCCGUAGAGUUCAUUCCUUCAGCAAAAAAAUGUGUUGUAUGUAAUGCGUAUGAGGGAACAGUUUGAGAUGGAAAUUGCUCCUUUACACACAUGGAAGCUUAUUUUAAAUGCUGUAUCUAUGUGUGUUUUGGUAAAGAAUAUGAUCUUUGUUUAUUUGCUGUAUUUGAAUGGGCAAAAUUGUAAUUUUCCCAUUAAAUGAAGGGUUUUCUUCAAAUCUGUUGUUGGAUGUCAGAAGAAUCAUCUAAAUUGUGUGUGUUUGAGAGUGAAAGAAUGUGGAUGAGUAAGCAACAAAAAGAGGAAUGUCUUAGGCAAGGCACAAGAUUUUCAAUUCGUUGAAAAUGCAUUUACCAGAAUGUGGAAGUUGACUAAUGCAAAAAAUAAAUGUGAACUGAAGUGUUUGACCGAAAUGUACUUUGAAUUUUUGUUUAUUUUUUUUUCCCAGAUGUGUGGCAUAAUUAGAUAAACACUGAAAAUGUUCAGUGUGUGUGAGCAUGUGUUUUGAAAAAGAAAAAAAGUUGCCGGGACUGUAUCAUGUUCAAUAUCAUUUUCAUGACCUUGUUUGUAUGUCGUUAGAUGUUGCUUGUUCGGAUUGCUGAAGUAUUUUGAACCGAUGACAGUUGAGCACUUAACAAGCUUCACUGAAAUAUCUAUUUUUCUGAUCCAUGUUCUGUUGUCCUUGUGCUGCGAAUGAAGGUGAAUGUUUACAUGAUGUAUUUAGUACAAAUUAGUUUCUCUUUGUUUAUAUCUCUUUCUUAAACAUCUUGGUACAAUUUUACAAAUGUAUUUCUUUAAUGUGUCAUACACAUUUGUGCUGCUUUACGAUUAUGAUUGCCUUUUUAAUUACAAAAUGGGGGAGAUAGAAUGUCACCUAGAUAUAGGCCUAUGUAUUCACAAUGACUUUGGUAUAGUCAUGAGAAAGUCAGAUGCAAAAAUUGUAGUCAACGUUUUUAGUUAGUGAUAAUAAUGCUCUGAAUUCAGUCCUUUUUGUUCAAAAGGGUCUGCUCACUCCAGUUUACAUGGUCAGUUUUCCAAAGUCAGUACUUGUAUGUUGUUAAUUUGAUUUAAUGAAAGUACCAAUAGUGUUUUCUUGCACAUUUGGAUACAGUUAAAACAUUUUUGUAUCUGCUGGUAUAAAUUAUGAAUAAAAAAACCUAUUCAAA
Molecule: messenger RNA, 6532 nt
Organism: Ctenopharyngodon idella (grass carp)
Lineage: Eukaryota; Metazoa; Chordata; Actinopteri; Cypriniformes; Xenocyprididae
Gene: socs6a
Product: suppressor of cytokine signaling 6
Exons: 3
Coding region: 584-2161 (525 amino acids)
Biological process (GO): protein ubiquitination; phosphatidylinositol phosphate biosynthetic process; intracellular signal transduction
Cellular component (GO): phosphatidylinositol 3-kinase complex
Molecular function (GO): 1-phosphatidylinositol-3-kinase regulator activity
Source: RefSeq, a predicted model, not a curated record